This is a messenger RNA of Nannizzia gypsea CBS 118893, 300 nucleotides long. RefSeq lists its product as hypothetical. The transcript is spliced from 3 exons. Bases 1 to 300 code for a protein of 99 amino acids. NCBI's taxonomy places the organism in Eukaryota, Fungi, Ascomycota, Eurotiomycetes, Onygenales, Arthrodermataceae. The record is from RefSeq and is a predicted model, not a curated record.
AUGCAUGAAGAGCAGUCCUGUGGAGCAGUUGUUGUCACGCUGGCAGAAACGGCACUCGGGCCCUCUGGCGGUUCCGUUGUCGGCUAUCUAAGCGGCACCAAGAUUGCCGACCCUUGCCCUGGACCGGAAGAGAAGCCGGCCAAGGCGACGCCAAGCCGCUUAAGCUUACAAGUUAACCUAAAUAUUAUAUGCUUAAAGGAUGUUUGUGCUAAUGUUGAUGACUUUGACGUCUAUUUGGAUGACGAGAAGAAGCAAGCAGUUUUAUAUAGGUAUAUCGAAAAACAAGACGACAUGAUAUAG